AUGACGGAACCAAAAGUUCCAAAGCAAAGAUCAUGGCUUUAUAUAUUUGUAUACCUAGUUCUUUAUGAAGGUCUGAUGUCUGGUGCCAUUAGUGGUGGUAUAAAUUUUGCUAUCUCGUAUGGUAUGUACGCAAAGCGUUCUCGUCAAGUCACCUUAUGGAGGUUCCCACAUACAAUGUCAGGAGAUUGUGCUGUGACGCUGUUCGUUCAGACCGUUCUCACGCAUAUCAUAGAAGAAAUUAUGGUUGGAUGGGACUGUUAUACUGGUGAUACAUUCUAUUUCCCAUCUCUGCCACUUGGGGGAAGAUUAAAUAAAUGGGCAUUUAAAGCAUUGGAAGUUGAUAGGGGCAUGGUACCCUUCGGACUAAGACCAGAAGCUAAAGAAGGCGCAAAACCUACGUUUAAAGGAUAUGUGAAACAACUAAUAACGUAUGAUGAAAAUAGAAGUAAUUUUGUAAACUUCAUAAUAUGCGCAGUCCACAAGGUAAUACUCGCCCUUUUAAUAGCUAUUCCGAUUUGGUUCGUCGAAUGGCCAGUAACGAUGGGUGUAUUGGCUGGUAUUGGAAAGUAUAUCGGAGGUAUAGAAUACGAGUUAGGAAACUAUCCUAAGCCACAAGUCAUUAAACUAGUAUACACCGUAAUAUUGGGAUGGGUAUCUACACCAAUCUCAAUCGCAGCAGUCAUGUUAAGAAACCAAUGGUAUGUAGAGUACUAUUCCGGCAAUAAUCAAGUAUUAAACGGCGAAAACGCUAAACUGUUUGACUUGGAGAAAACAAAGAAAGACAACGAAAAAAUAGUAAAAAACACCGACACAUCCUCAUCUUCAGAGAGUGAUGAGUAA
Messenger RNA from Tetrapisispora phaffii CBS 4417, 840 nucleotides. RefSeq names its product DUF2456 domain-containing protein. Lineage: Eukaryota; Fungi; Ascomycota; Saccharomycetes; Saccharomycetales; Saccharomycetaceae. The transcript has a single exon. The record is from RefSeq and is a predicted model, not a curated record. The coding region runs from base 1 to 840 and encodes 279 amino acids.